GAUUUUGCCAAAGCCAAAGCCAAAGCCAGCCAUAGCGCGCGAGGGGCUGAAGCGAAGAGCUGCCUCAGCCACCGAUCUCAUCUCCAACUCUCUCUCUCUCUCACACACACAUAUUCGUUAGCGCCUCUCUUAAAACCUUAAUAUUUCUUGAUGCUAUUUUAAAGUAGAUUGCAGUGUUGUUUACAAGUCCUCUGUCCGUCAAAUGCAUCAUACCAAACGCAAAGAUUCUACCGAAAUUUUCUCUCACAUUUGUCAUGUUUUUCAACCCCCACUUUCCUCAUAUUUCGAAACUCUCCUCCUCUUCCUCCAAAUCUACUUCCCUCAUUUAACAAAUUUCUCUUCAUUUUGUUUUGAAAUUUAACACUUUAUAUAUUUAGGCUUUCUUUUCUCUCAACUCGUCCAUGGCAUUUUCUUAAUCUAUGUCGACGACUGACAGAGGAUUCGCAACUCUGUUUGAGUUCAACCUCUCCAAGCUAUACCUUUCCCAUGGAUUGGCGCCGCGUAAAAAACAGAGAAUGUGCUUUCGGCUCACUAUGUUGAGUCGAAUCAGUUGCUGCUACCCCGACCCCGUCGUCCCAAUCCGGAGAGGCAACGGUUCAGCUAAUAGUAAUGAGAAGAAGGGGGAGAAUUGGCGGUUGGACUCCAAGAAUAGCCUUCACAGGGUCCGAGUUCUGGUCUCUCCUGCAAUGUCGUUUGCUUCGGCUCAAUCUCGAUUUUCUUCCAAACAACAAAAGUUCUACCCUCAGUGUACGCCUCGAAAUUCUGGUCCUCAGUCUCGUGAUACUCGACCGACAAGAGACACGGGUAUUGCAAAUGAGGAGGACUGGGGAAUUAGCUUGUUAAAUGAGAAUGUUAAUGAGUCUGGCACAAAUGAAGAUGGCAGUACCUGGUAUCGACAAAGUGGAGAGGACCUUGGUGAAAAUGGAUACUUGCGUCGAUGGACAAUGAUGGGUGGUAAAUCCCAUGAUGGAUCCUCUGAAUGGAUGGAAACGUGGUGGGAGACAAGUGACUGGAGUGGAUACAAAGAAUUAGGUGUUGAGAAGUCAGGAAGAAAUGCUGAAGGAGAUUCAUGGUGGGAAACUUGGCAAGAAUUGCUUCAUCAAGAUGAAUGGAGCAAUUUAGCACACAUAGAGAAGAGUGCUCAGAAGCAAGCUAAAUCAGGUAGUGAAAAUGCGGGUUGGCAUGAGAAAUGGUGGGAGAAGUAUGAUGCUAAAGGGUGGACAGAGAAAGGGGCACAUAAGUAUGGUAGGUUGAAUGAACAGUCAUGGUGGGAGAAAUGGGGAGAGCAUUAUGAUGGAAGAGGAUCUGUUCUCAAAUGGACAGAUAAAUGGGCUAAGACUGAAGUGGGAACAAGAUGGGGAGAUAAGUGGGAAGAGAAAUUCUUUGCUGGUGUUGGUUCACGUCAAGGGGAGACAUGGCAUGUAUCUGCAAGUGGCGACCGUUGGUCAAGAACAUGGGGUGAGGAGCAUUUCGGAAAUGGGAAAGUUCACAAAUAUGGGAAGAGCACAACUGGUGAAAGCUGGGAUUUAAUUGUUCAUGAGGAGACGUAUUAUGAGGCGGAACCUCAUUAUGGAUGGGCAGAUGUUGUGGGCGACUCAAGCCAGUUGCUAACGAUCCAACCUCGGCCAAGGCCGCCUGGUGUCUUCCCAAACCUUGAUUUUGGAUCAUCGCCUCCUCAACUUGAUGACCAAACCUGACUAGCCUCGCCCACUUCAAUUUGAGUUGGAGGAGGCUUUUUUCCCCCUAGGUUUUAAAUCAGUUAACUAUUAUUAGGUGUUAGUUGCAGUAUGUGUAGCGGAACAUUUUUGGAUUAUUGGUGUUGGAUUGGUUAAUGAUAAAUGUUGGGUGGAUUUUUUUCAAUAUAACGACCUAUAAAUGUCACGGGAUUAGAACUAUCCGCAGCCCGUAAUGCAAUGUAGAAACGGUAAUUGGAUGAGUUGAUUUUAAGUUUGAAUUAGAUGAAUUCUUGUUUUAA
Gossypium raimondii (Peruvian cotton) is the source of this 1975-nucleotide messenger RNA. RefSeq lists its product as hypothetical. Gene Ontology annotation, cellular component: chloroplast stroma; starch grain. Gene Ontology annotation, molecular function: starch binding. The transcript has 11 exons. The record is from RefSeq and is a predicted model, not a curated record. NCBI's taxonomy places the organism in Eukaryota, Viridiplantae, Streptophyta, Magnoliopsida, Malvales, Malvaceae. Gene Ontology annotation, biological process: starch metabolic process; regulation of starch metabolic process. The coding region runs from base 420 to 1697 and encodes 425 amino acids.